GCAGCAGCAGCAGCAGCAGCAACGUCACCCUCUGACGCCGGCAUCAGAGCAGCACGGGCGGCCAUCCACGCAGCAGCGAGUCGCUCCGGAACUCGGCGGAGGAACACAGCUCGCUGCUUCGGGACUGACUUUCCGCUCUUGUUACUCAGUGUCAACACCUAUGACGAGAAAACUUGACCUAACAAAAGAUGGUAAUUACAAGCGUGGCAUUCCUCAGAUGGACAUCACUGGCCAUGGACAUGAAGACCAGAUGUUUGCAGUAAAGAGGAUCAGACUGGAGAGGAGGGAGUAACAGGUUCUGCACGCCAAGGUGGAUUUGGAGGUGUGGAGGAGAGCUGAAGAUCAUGGGUAAAUCAAACAGCAAGCUCAAGCCAGAGGUGGUGGAGGAGUUGACAAGGAAAACCUACUUAAAUAGCGCUGCCUGCUGGGAUGUAUCGGGAUUCUUCACCCGUUUCCCGUUAUCGACAAAACAGAGCUACAACGAAAUUUACAGAGAAAGAGGUGCAGCAGUGGUACAAAGGAUUUAUUAAAGACUGUCCAAGCGGGCAGCUGGAUGCUUUGGGCUUUCAGAAGAUAUACAAGCAGUUCUUUCCUUUUGGAGACCCUACGAAGUUCGCCUCCUUUGUCUUCAAUGUUUUCGAUGAAAAUAAGGAUGGACGCAUCGAGUUCUCAGAGUUCAUCCAGGCCUUGUCAGUGACCUCCCGGGGGACUCUUGAUGAGAAGUUGAGAUGGGCUUUUAAACUUUACGACCUUGAUAACGAUGGCUACAUCACCCGAGACGAGAUGUUAAACAUCGUAGAUGCCAUAUAUCAGAUGGUGGGGAACACUGUGGAGCUGCCAGAAGAAGAAAACACACCAGAAAAACGAGUGGACCGUAUUUUUGCAAUGAUGGACAAGAAUGCAGACGGGAAGCUGACUCUGCAGGAGUUUCAGGAGGGUUCAAAGGCAGAUCCUUCUAUUGUUCAGGCAUUGUCUCUCUAUGAUGGGCUUGUGUAGGAAUGUAAGAUGGAUCCAACUCAGCAUCCACAAACCAAUCCAGCGCCAUCACACCUGCAACCAGAAGAACUUUUAAACUCGCUCAUCUAGAAGUGGACUGCAAACUCUUUGUGGCAGUAGCUGUUCAUCUACAUUUCCAGUUCGGAUUGUAAACAAGUAUAUCCUCUGAUGUGACAGAGAACUCAGCAAAACAUCAGCAAAUCCCUCAGUCAUUUAUCCGUGCUUCUACAGAUAUGUUGCACCGCCUACACCCUUGAGUGUUGUGGACUGUGUGCGAGCAUUUCUUCAAACGCAGUGUUGUGAUUUCCCAAUGCACAGUCCAAGGAACAAAAUUCCCUUUCCGAGAUGUUAGUGUGCGUCCUGUUCACAUACUGUCAGUCUGAGGAUGCAUGUGAAGCGCUCAGAGGAACUGUCCUGCUGCUUCACCACCACAUGGAGAGACUUGAAACCCGGGAGAAUCUGGCAAAACGUGUUACUUGGUGAUCAUUUGAGCACUUACUAAAAGUUACAAAGCAGUAUAGUGUACAAUGUAUAAUGUAAAUAGAAUGGUAAUUUAUUUUCUGCUUUGCUGCGUUUAUGGGAAUUUCCUCAUAAGUAUUGAAUGAAGUUUUAUUUUUUAUGAAAGGUGUUGAAAUGUAUUGCACUGUAUUUCUCAUUAUUUGGGGAUUUAUUUUCUUCAGACGUUCAAAAGUUUCCUUUUUCUUGAGAGAAUGGGGCUUUUAUUUGAAGAAGAGCGUUGAAGGACCCGGAGGUUACUCUGGAUUAUUUUACUAUGUUUGCAGUCUCUGCAUCCUAUUGUGUUUUUAUGUCCCUGUUAGCACUAGUGUCUGCAGUGUUGCACAGCCACAUCCUGAACGACAUGACCGGGCAACACAGCCAAUUCUCACAGCUUACAUCUGAACUGAGGCUCAUUAUUUCUUUUGAGAGCAUCGUACUCCACCCUCAGCACACACACAGCCUGGUCAUUGAGACACGGGCACAAACAGACAUCAAUUCUGGUUGUAAAGCUUUUUGCGAGCUCUGUUGUUGCAAUUGUCCAGCACUCGUAUUUGUCCUGUGAGAGGCCAGAGCAUGUGAUGAUGCCUUUUUUCCAUUGUUGGAUUGUUUUAUUUACAGCAUUAAGAUGUUUUAUCAGCUUGACUGAUUUUAUGCCUUAUGCAAAUGAUAAUUUACUAAAUGAUAAAUGUCAUUUACCUGUUGAUUAACGGUAUAAGAGCACACAAUAAAAUGCAUUUAAGUGGCUGACUUUU
Molecule: messenger RNA, 2246 nt
Organism: Gymnodraco acuticeps
Lineage: Eukaryota; Metazoa; Chordata; Actinopteri; Perciformes; Bathydraconidae
Product: neuronal calcium sensor 1
Exons: 11
Coding region: 430-996 (188 amino acids)
Molecular function (GO): calcium sensitive guanylate cyclase activator activity; calcium ion binding
Source: RefSeq, a predicted model, not a curated record